UCCAAGAUGGCGGCGCUGGUGCAGGUCCUCCGAUGCUGACAUGUUUUUAAACGAGUUUAUCCUUUUCUGUCGACAUAUAUGCAAAUAUUCAGCGUCUGGAGCGGGAGCGUUUGUUCGCCGAAGCUUUCGUCUGCCGCGUUAGUUCUGCCAACGCCGCUGAAAUUGGCUCCCCGGGCCGGAUUCCCGUUGCAGGCACCGAAAAGUUUGAGCUCCAUCAUCAUUUGAAAAUGAAGAGGCAGGCCGGGAGGGAGACCAGUCCGCCCAGGGCCGUCGCCAAGCGGAUACGGGAGAGGGAACGAGAGAGUGCGCGGAGAGAGGAGCUGCCGCCGCCGCCGCCGCCGCCGCUGGCUCUGCUGCUGGCGGAGAGCCGGGGAUAUCACCGACGGAGCCGAAGCAGGGAGCGAGAGAAGCCGCGGAUCAGGGAGGAGCGGGCGGCCGCCCUGGAGCUCCACCACCGACACGAGCUCAGCCUCCUCGGUCGUCCGCCGCUGCGGACCACGGCGGCGGAGCUGCCGGCGGCCAGGCCGGGCACUCUGGAGUACAAAACGCUCCUCAUCAGCAACCUCGGCUCGCAGGUCUCGGACGAGGACGUGGAGGACGCGCUGUUUCACGAGUUCAAAAAGUUCGGGGACGUCAGCGUGAAGCUGUCGCACACGCCAGAACUGGGCCGGAUCGCCUACGUGAAUUUUCGGCACCCGGAGGACGCCAAGGAGGCCAGGCACGCCAAGUCCUCCAGGUUAGUGCUGGGUGAACGGCAGCUCAAAAUCGAACCCAUGUACGUUAGGAGGCGGAGUGUCACGCCGCCGGACGUCGGGUAUUUACCUCUGCACGCACCCUACCCCUACAGGCAGCGCUCCCUCUCCCCGCCGGGGCCCGGCGUGAGCAACAUCAGAGACCUCAGAGCGAGACAUUACGCCUUGGAGACCCUGGGUCUGAGCAGGGAGAGGGAGAGGCUGUUGGACUACUACGGAAUGCUGGACGAGAGGGGCCGGCCCUACGGCUUCCCUCCCAUGCCAGUCGUGGAGGACUUAAAACCGGAGGACGACCAGAGGGCGACCAGUAACCUGUUUAUUGGGAAUCUGGAUGGUAAUGUUACAGAAGCAGAACUGAGGAGGGGUUUCGACAAGUACGGCAUCAUUGAGGAUGUUGUGAUCAAGCGCCCGGCUCGUGGACAGGGUGGGGCGUAUGCAUUUGUGCCAAAGUUCAGCAGCCAUGCAGGGGCCUGGCAGCAGGAGGAGGAUGCAAGGAGAGCGGGAGGGGUGGAAGCCUUCGGGAGGAGCGGGAGAGGAGCCAGGAGCCGCAGCAGGAGCAGGGAGCGAUGGCUGAAGGAGAGGGAGGAGAGGAGGAGCAGGAGGAGGAGCAGGAGCAGGAGUCUGUCAGCGGAUAGGCAGACAGAGGAGAGGGACAGGGAGCGGGAGAAGGAGAGGGGGAGGUCGAGGGUUCGAGGGCUGGGAGGGGUCGUCUCUCCUGAUGUGAGCCCGGACCGAGCGCGGGUCCGCGCUCCCGACUCCACUACGGAGCCCCGAGACCACUCUCCUGACAGCGGGGGAGGGGGACGCCACUCUGCAGCCAACGAAGAAGACCCGCCGUCUGGCCGCCACCACGGCAAGAGGUCCUCCAGCGCGCAUCUCAACAACCACCACCAUCGAAACAGCGAGGUCGUCGCUGCCAGCUCUCCCGCCCUCCACACGGACACGCACAACACCUCCUCCCCGAGCACGCUGUCAGAGUUCGCCCAGGCCUCGCUCUCCAAAGCGUGGCACGGCUUCUUUGCUCUGAAGAACAGCAGUUUCCCCACAGACCUGUACCUGCUGGAGGGUGGCCCCUCGUUCUUCAACACGGUGAUGAAGGAGAGCCUGAAACUGCAGAGCCAGAACCAGCCCAGCCAGCUGAAGAUCGCCCAGAGGCUCCGCAUGGACCAGACCCGGCUUGACGAGGUGUCGCGUCGCAUUAAACUGGGACGGCCCGAUGGGUUCGCCAUCCUGCUGGCUCUCCAGGGCCCCAUCGACCGCCAGGCCCCCGCCCCGGAGCCGGGACUGCAGGUGCGCCUGCUCCGCCACCUGGUGACCUACCUGCGGAACAAGGAGGCGGCCGGAGUUGUGAGCCUCCCUGCUGCGAAAGAGGGGGGGCCCGGGGCCAUGCUGUACGCCUUCCCCCCCGGAGAUUUCUCUCAACAGUACCUGCAGGCUGCCAAAAGGACUGUGGGUAAUCUGGACGAGGAGCACAUGGUGAUUGUGAUCGUCACUGACACUAAUUGAUUAUUACACUGAAGAGUACAUACAUGUACAGACGCCUGGAGGCCACACACGCACACACACACACGCGCGCACACACACACACACACACACACACACACAGACAGAAACCUGAGAGCAGACUCGCCUGGUGACUACAGAUACUUCUAUGUUUUUAGAAAGAUGCAUUUUAUUGUUUUAUUCAGUGUCUUAUAAAUGAAACACAGCAAAUUACACUACAUCUCUUUUCCUCCCGCUUCCUCUCUUAUUACUUUAUGUCUCCCUCUCUCCGUCGCUCAGUUGUUGCCGCAGAUACGAAUGAUUUCAGACCCCGGGUUUCUGGGGGAUGAAGCGUCGAAACGGUCUGUAACGAAAAACACUCGAGGGAGAGAGGAAAUGUGGAGGCCUGCUGCACACACAGGCAGCACCAUUACUGUCGUACUCUAAGCUGUAACACACAACGCUAAAACCGAGGGAUUUGUUUAUAUGCUUGUUUACUUUAUUUGUCGUUUCUGUUUUUCUUUUAUCUAAAUAUACCGGGUUGUUCCGUAUAUCCAACACAAGUGGGACUAGGAGGUUUCUAUACAAAGCGAUUGUACUGUAAACAGAGAGGCAAAGCGGUGCCAGCUGAGUCCUGGCUCGGGCUACUCCAGUCCGUCUCCUCUGCUGGCCUCUACUCGCAGGUUGAGACUGUUGUGAGGUGCUUUUUGUUUAAAAGCACCAGCCAGCACGGCCAGUAGAGACAAAAGUGAAUUUCCUGACCCGUCCCUGUGACUCUAUACUUUACAUAGCUAGUGUUUUUAUCAGCUGAACCAUUCCAGUUUCUUCUUUCUUUUCGAAAGGUGUGAGUGCGUCUGGUCCCUUGUUGCAUGCAGGAAAAGAAAAAGAGUUCUGUUUUGUGCGUCUGUAACGUGUGCCUCCCUUUCAGUACAACACUCGGGACGUCUCAGUUUAGUGGAGAGACAUGUUCAGCCGUCAUACUGGUGCGAGGCCUGAUGAUGUUUCUGGUUGGAAUUUUAUAUUGUACACCAACUUUUAUUCAGUUUUAACACAGCGAUCCAUCCAUCUUGAACCCAUCCAUUCUCCUUGUCUCUUUUCGUCCGCCGUCACCGUAGAUUUAAAAGAUGUCUUUGUCGCUUCAGUGCCGCGUGUCUUUUCCUUGUCUCUUAAUGCGACCGUCAUUUACAGGCAGUUUUAGCUGAAUGAAACAAUGAUGUAAUUUUGAGAAAUCAGAAGAAUUGAUGUGAGCUCUUUAAUUACCUUCCGAAACAUACAAACACAACAUGCAUGGUCGUUUUAGUGAAAUUCAUCUCAAGUGUUCCCAAAAUAUUUUCGAACCGCUCCCAAGUUCUGUCUUUAACACUGUUACUUGCUUCUGGGAUUCACAUGACUGAACCUGCCUUGACUUAACUUUCUAACAUCGAUUUUUAAGUGAAUUUUUGUGCAACAACAACAACAGAGUUAAACUAUGUUUUCUCGCCCAGAUGAUAUUGAAUGAAAUAUUAGAGGCGGGAGAAUUGAAAAACAAUGGAGAUGAUGCUGCUCACCUGCGUUGGGGGCCGUUGUGUUGUCGGUGUGUGUGAAACUUGGGAGCCGUGAAAACGUAAAUGUCCUGCAGCUUUUCAUACACAGCGUUUCGACGUCGUCACGUGUUUGUUUUCAGACGUUUCGUUUUGCACCAACACGACCAGAAUGUACGUAGUUCACGUAGAAGAGGCCAGAAGCGUAAUACCUGUUUGUUGACAUCUCUCAUCGCACGCUGUCAGCUCCCUUUACCCCGUUCAUUGUUUUACAAAAGCCAGAAAAAUGAGAGGAUGAGAGUGUGAAAAUGUGUCUGGUUCUUUUAUGAGGAAAAUGACUUCAGGUUUUAACAGUGUAGAGCGGUAAACACUGUGUGUGUGUGUGUGUGUGUGUGUGUGUGUGUGUUCAGUGAUGUAAGGACUAAUCAGGAAUUAGAGGACAUGUCAGACUGAAGCCAAACAUGGCAUUUUAAUUCCCAACCUUUUUUUUUUUUUAAUAGCACAAGUAACUAAAUGUGUUCAAGUCAAGAUGACUUGCAGGUCAAACUGAUAAAUGUAAAAUACGCAAAACACGUAGAUUUGGUUCUGAGAGAUAAAACGACAUAGUUUGGGUGAAUUUCUGCAGAAGAGAAACGACUGCAACUCACCGUUAUUUUCAUCAGUGACUAAUCUGACGAUAAUUUUAUCCAUUGGUUAACUGUUCGUUCUAUAAAAUGUCAGGAAAAAAGCUAAUUUUGUCCAAAGACCAACGUAAAGUCUCCAAAUUUCACGCUUUUUCGGACCAAAACUCGAAAACCGUAAGAGAUUCAGUUUACUGACACGUAAAACCGCAGGAAGCAGGAAAUGGAAUUGUGCACUGGAGAAACUGGAACGAGGAAUUUCGGGCAAUUUUUUUUUUUGCUGGAAAAACUUCGAUAAUUAAUCAAUUAUCCAAACAGCUGGCAAUUAUUUUUCUGACGAUCGAGUAACUGAUCAAUCAGCGAAUCACGUAAGCUCCAGGAAAGCCUGUUUUCCUAAAACGUUACAUACCUACAGGUACAAUACAGGAAAAAAAAGGUUGAAGACUGGUAGACGAGAAAUGCUCAUCUUACUUUGGAACAUCAUCCUUCAUUCUUUUGUUCUGUUCUAUCAAAGAGUGGGUGUCACGACAAACUAAUCCCGUGUCUGCUGUCUUCGUUCAGUUACAGCGUGUGAUUCGCAACAGGAUAUCCUGUACGUUACCGGUGGUGGAAAGUAACUAAGUAGAUUUACUCAGGCACUGAAGCCCAAGUUUUUGGUUUGCGUACUUGACUCGAUUAUGUCCAUUUCUGCUACUUUAUACUUCUCCACUACAUUUCAGAUGGAAAUAUUGUACUUUUACUCCCCUGCGUUAACCUGUCAGCUCUAGUUGCAGCUUAUUUUUCAGAUUAAUAACUGAACCAAACAUAUGAUCAUCUUCUCAAACAUGGUUCAUUGUUAAUCUCCCUCUUAUCAAGUCACUUUAGCCUGGAAUUGAGUCCUUUUUAAGCUUUUCUUUCCUGAAACACGUGAAACACAUCUGCCAGUACAGUGGGGACAUUUCAGCCUAUUUCCAAUGUAAAUCAACUUAUUUUAAAAAAAAUCUACUUCCCAAAAUUCCUGUGCAGCAAUGCGCCUGACACAGACACGCUUUUCUGUAAUAUUUUUAAACAGGUAGAUUUACAGUAAAACAGGCUUAAAUAUUCUCACUACACUGCGAAAACAGGGUUUUCAGGACUCAGUUAUAGACAAAAGUGCCUUUUAUGAGAUUCCGAUUUUUGCAUGUUAAACAGCCCGACGCAUCAAGAAGUAGUUAACAUCAGCCCUCACAUGAACGCAUUGGUGCUAAUAGUCCUGUAAUAUGUAGGACACUGCUAGAGGAGCCAUUCAGCAUGAGAGGUGCUUUAUGUUUAUGUUUUGCCAUUAAUACUUCUCUGUUUUUUAUUUGAGUACGAUCUUGCUGCACCACUUUUCCCCCUAACGCAGUAUUUCUAAACCGUACUGUUGCUGUUUUCACCCGAGUAACGGGUCUUAGUGCUUCUUCCACCACUGGUAACUGCCAUUUUCACAUGUGGCUCGACGAGAUGGUCUUUCUACACCGUCUUAAGUGUCCUGAUUAUAACGCAACGGCUGGACUAGACUCUUCUCUUUGUUUUGCUCACCACUGCACACGCUGCUGCUUCUGUCGUUCUCGUGUUCGUUUUCUGUUCAUUGGUCAGAAAGUCGCUCCCCCCAGCGUUUGAGGAUCUCUGGCUCGUAGGUGUUCGAUGAGGGAAAAAACGAGGCUCGUGUCCUCAAGAAAAAACCGACCUCGAGAGGUCGAAACUCUGAGGGGUUUCCUCCGGAAAAGCUUCUCCUCGUCCUCGUAAUGAGGCUUCUGGAAAACUUAAGACGCACAGGUAAAAAGAUUUGGUCGCGUGACACUGAAACCGUUGCUGAAUGUUCACCGCCUCACCAAUCAUACAAAACAUGACAGUUUUGUACAACACGCCAUCAAAGAAAACAAAGAUGUAAGAAACACUACUUUUUCUGUCAGCUGCUCUCCAUGAACGAUAAGUUGUGAAUAGACUUGCUUGUUCCCGUCUCAUCUGAACUUGUGGUGUGCUGUGUUGUGACCGAUGACGUUACACAGACCAGGUGGAGUGCAAAUCCACGACGACAAUCGGUUUUCGUACACAGAUCCCCUCUUUGGUUUUGUUUUUGUGUCAACAUAGAAAACGUGUAUUCUGCAUUAAAAAGAAAACAAACAAAAAAGUGUAAUAAACAUUUUAUGCUCUUUGUAA
Messenger RNA from Xiphias gladius (swordfish), 6534 nucleotides. Its product is annotated as putative RNA-binding protein 15B. The coding region runs from base 228 to 2258 and encodes 676 amino acids. The record is from RefSeq and is a predicted model, not a curated record. Gene Ontology annotation, biological process: regulation of alternative mRNA splicing, via spliceosome. Gene Ontology annotation, molecular function: mRNA binding. Gene Ontology annotation, cellular component: nucleus. NCBI's taxonomy places the organism in Eukaryota, Metazoa, Chordata, Actinopteri, Istiophoriformes, Xiphiidae. The transcript has 2 exons.